AUGGCAACCCUGUCCGACUUCCCAGUACAACAUGGAAUUAUCACCAAUGGACAUCCGGUCUUUGACCGUCCUCAUCGCCUGACUGGAGAACGCUUCGCAGCUAUGCAAAAUGUAUUUGACUUACUGCUAAAGAUUGGAGUCCCUUACAACUGGAGAUUAUACCACCACUGUCCCUGUUCGCUAUCCUUUGCCUAUUAUAGAAAAUCUCUAAGAAAGCAAAAGAUCCGAUGCAUUCCGCUACGCUACGUCGACGACAUCUUGGUCGACUGCAACUCGCACGAAGAGCACAAGCACCAACUCAUCGAACUCUUCACGGUGCUCGAAGUUGAUGCGAACCUGCAGAACGUUGUAAAUGUGUCAGAAUGGUUGUUAAAUCCGGUUUUUAGUCUGGCCAACAUAUUGUACGAGGUUAUACCGUUCACCUACGAGCAGAAGAAAUUGCUUGAAUUUUUGGAGACAGGGUUAGAAAUCGGAAUUUGGCAGAUCGUUCGCAAGUCUAAACGCUCGUUCCAUAUAUCGGUACCUUUGUAUUUUCGCAAAGAAUUCGAAAAUGCGUUUGGUGCACUAAGUUUUAAUUUGAAGUUACUCGGUCGCGAGGUCAAAGCAAGCACAAGUAAUCAUCAAAAAAUUUGUAAAAGUGCACCUGCACUGAGAGAUGCACCAAUUAGUUUUAAGAAGUAUCAUCGAUAUGGCGAGGAAUGUAAAUUAUACGAAGUAAAUCCAUCCACGCGGGAACAAAUAAAACUUUUAGAAUUUUUGGAAGACGAAUUCGAAAUUGACAUAUGGAGUGUUUCUCGAAAAUCAAAAAGGGCGUUCAGCAUCUUGGUCCCGUCGUUCCUACAGCAUGAGUUCGAGAACGCGCUGACUGAUUUAGAACUACCUUAUAAAGUAAUUGUUCAGGACGUUCGCGCAAUUGCGGAUGAGGAAAGAAACAAUAAUGACAAGGUACCAUCCAUAAUCGAAGGAAAAAUUAGUUUUCAAAAGUAUCAUCGGUACGCUGAGAUUGAAGAAUAUCUCAAGUAUUUGUCUCAGGAAUAUCCCAAAGUGGUCACCCUAAAAAAUUACGGUGUUUCGUACGAAAAUAGAAAUUUAUCGGCAAUUCAUAUUGCGACCGGCGGCCAGGAGAGCAAACCCAUAAUUUUUAUAGAUGCGGGCAUACACGCGCGGGAAUGGAUCGCUCCGGCACAAGCUUUAUUCAUAUUACAUGAAUUAAUUGAAAACGGAGAAAAUAAACAUAUGAUAGAGAAAGUGGAUUGGAUUAUUAUCCCCUUGGCUAAUCCAGACGGAUAUGAAUAUUCCCAUACAACGGAUCGAUUUUGGAGAAAAACUCGUUCCCGAAUAAGCAACGAUUGCAAGGGAGUGGAUCCGAACCGCAACUUUGACUUUCACUGGAUGAAGCACGGCGCAAGCAAGAACCUAAGAUCGCAAACCUACGCAGGUCCGUGUCCGUUUUCUGAACCGGAGACGCGCGCCCUCAGCCAUCUGAUCAAAACUAACAGCGAACGAAUUAGGCUGUAUCUAAGCAUUCACAGUUGCAAACAGUGCAUAAUCUAUCCGUUCGGUUUUACGAAGGUACGGCCGUACAACGGCGACGAACUUCAUCAUUUGGCCCAGCGCGUUGAAGAAGCGAUACAUAAAGUGAACGGAAAUCACUAUGACGUUGGGAAUUCUCCGAGUGUUUUAAAGAAAACAUCAGGUUCGAGUAGGGACUGGGUGUAUGGAGUCGCCGGAAUUGAUCUUUCGUACACUUUGGAAUUACCGGGAGGCGGGACUAGAGGUUUCGACUUACCGCCCGACGAGAUCUUGGGCGUGGUCGAAGAAAUUUUUGCGGGGAUCAAGAUAUUUCAUAAAUACGUGCAAUUAAAGUAUGUUUACUAAAUAAA
Molecule: messenger RNA, 1883 nt
Organism: Photinus pyralis (common eastern firefly)
Lineage: Eukaryota; Metazoa; Arthropoda; Insecta; Coleoptera; Lampyridae
Product: zinc carboxypeptidase A 1-like
Exons: 8
Coding region: 1-1878 (625 amino acids)
Biological process (GO): proteolysis
Molecular function (GO): zinc ion binding; metallocarboxypeptidase activity
Source: RefSeq, a predicted model, not a curated record